CGCCGAACCCCUUCCGUAGGUAAAAAAUAGGUUUUCUUAAAAUUCGUAGGGAAUUGUGGGUAGAAAAUUGAGUUGCUGCGUAGGCUGUGCGUAGGUAGAAACUUUUUAGGUGGUAGGUGGAAAUGUUAUAUUGUUCAUGGCAGCACUAAAGCUGUGGCUUCGGAAGGCUCUGAAAAUGCAUUUGUUGGCGCUUGCAGCUUUUACCGUUUUGUCAAGCCACGUGCUUGCUGAUUUCAACUUGACAAUCCUCCACACCAACGAUGUUCAUGCAAGAAUCGAGCAGACCAACAAGUACGGUGGAAAAUGCAGCGACCUAGAUGCAGCCAUUAACAAAUGCUUUGGUGGCGUUGCAAGGCGGAAGACAGCGAUUGAUCAAAUCCGAAAAACGGAUGAAAAUGUCUUGCUUUUAGAUGGUGGAGAUCAGUUCCAAGGAACACUCUGGUUCAAUGUUUAUAAAGGCCUCGAGGCUAGCACUUUCAUGAAUGAUCUUGGAUACGAUGCAAUGGCGUUUGGCAACCACGAGUUCGACAAUCGCAUUUCUGGCCUACUUCCAUUUGUCAAAGCUGCAAAUUUCUCGCUUGUUUGUGCCAAUAUGGAUGUAUCCCAAGAGCCUCUUUGGCCACAGAGAGACACAAUCUAUAAAAAGAGUAACGUUUUUACCCUGAGUGGCAUCAAGGUGGGUGUCAUUGGAUACAUAAUCAAGGAAACAACAUGGCUUUCGUCACCAGGAAGAAAGAUCAAAUUUCUUGAUGAAGUCGAGGCAGUGAAGACGGAAGCAGCGAGGCUGAAAAGUCAAGGCGUGAAAAUUAUCAUUGCAGUGGGGCAUGCUGGGAUAGAUGUUGAUAUAAACAUCGCAAAGAAUGUCGAAGACGUGGAUGUUGUGGUUGGCGGACACACGAACACAUUUAUGUACACUGGAACUCCUCCUUCGAACGAGAAACCUUACGGAAACUACCCGCUUAUCGUAAAUCCAACUUCUAAACCAGCGAAGAAAAUCCCAGUCGUGCAGGAUUUCACAUUUGGAAAGUAUCUUGGGAACCUAAAGCUACGAUUUGAUGAUAACGGAGAGUUGAUCUCGUACAACGGUAACCCAAUCCUUCUAGAUGGGUCAUAUGCACAGAACCCAGCGUUGCUUAAGAAAGUUGAGGGCAUGGCAGGUGCUGUAAGGAAUUUUUCCGAGGUUUCCUUGGGAAAAACACACGUCUUUCUAGAUGGGGAAAGGACUUCCUGUCGUCUCAAGGAAUGCAAUCUUGCAAAUUUUGUAUUGGAUGCUCUUGUCCACACAAACGCGAAGCAACCGGACGAAUUGAAAUGGGCAGAUGUAGGCAUUGCUCUGUGGAAUGGUGGCGGAAUACGAACGUCGAUCGAUAAGAAACCAAACGAAACUAUAACAUAUGGGACUCUUUUGUCCGUUUUACCAUUUGGGAACACAGCCGAUAUUGUUGAAAUUAAAGGCGAGCACAUUCUACAAGCUCUUGAAUUUGGAGUGACCAAAUGGAAUCCUUCUUCUCCCAGUGGAAAAUUUUUACAAGUUUCAGGUAUUCGUGUUACCUAUGACAUGAGUAAGCCAGAAGGAAGCAGAGUUGCUGGAUGCCGUGUGAGAUGCGCCCAAUGCAGGGUGCCAAAAUAUGAGCCAAUCAAUAAGACAACAGUUUACAAGGUGAUAUUAUCUUCAUUUAUUGCCGAUGGUGGAGACAACUAUCAGGUAUUCGUGAAUCAUACCAUGAAACGUCAUCCUGGAAACGUAGCAUCUACAAUGGUCGCCGAUUACAUCAAAACUGAGUCACCUGUAAUCAUUGGCGAAGAGGACCGCAUCAUGUUUGCGAGUCCAAGUCCGCCGCCGAGUCCGCAGCCGUCAGCAAGUCCGAGUCCACAGCCGUCCGCCAGUCUAAAUCCGCAGCCAUCCUCCAGCCAAAGUCCGCAGCCAUCCGCCAGUCCGAGUCCACAGCCAUCAUCGGCAUCUACCAAUACUGCAGCAACGAUGACAGCUUUUGCGGUUGUAGUUUUCUUUAUACCUAUGUUACUAUGAAGUAAUUUAGGCCUUGAUUUCUUUCCAAGGCUGCCAGAGCCACAAGUUUUGAUGUCGCUUUUUGUCUAGAAAUCUUUUUUGAGAAACUUCAAAGAUCUUUCCAAACUUUUCUGCGUUUCAAUUUCUUCUAAGCAAAACUGUACUUUUCAAUAGCUUUUUUAAUGUUAGCCUUUGAUAUUUCCUAUAACAAAUAAAUAAAACAUAUACAGACCUCUUUGAAUAUUAGACAAUGUCAAAUAUAUAUAUUCAUCAUCAAUUUUCGGUUUCGUAUUUUUAAUAUUGGUUCGAUAAACACAACGCAUUUUAAUAAUGAGUUCAUUUUGAAAUUGGCGAAUAACACAUUUUUUAUACAUACAUAAGUUCAAUUUUUUAGA
Rhopilema esculentum is the source of this 2403-nucleotide messenger RNA. Its product is annotated as snake venom 5'-nucleotidase. Gene Ontology annotation, biological process: nucleotide catabolic process. NCBI's taxonomy places the organism in Eukaryota, Metazoa, Cnidaria, Scyphozoa, Rhizostomeae, Rhizostomatidae. Gene Ontology annotation, molecular function: hydrolase activity, acting on ester bonds; nucleotide binding; metal ion binding. The record is from RefSeq and is a predicted model, not a curated record.